AUGAAAGAUGAUGCUUUAGGGUGGUUUAAAUGGAUGCACCAAAACUCAUUGCUGUCUGAUUGGGUUUCUUUUACUAAAGCCCUAGAAUUACGAUUUGGUCCCUCAUCUUAUGAGAAUCAUCAAGCAGAAUUAUUCAAGUUAAAACAAGAAGGUUCUGUAGUGGAAUAUCAAACUAAGUUUGAGAAACUAGGAAACCAAGUGCAUGGUCUACCACCGGAUGCAAUUUUAAAUUGCUUCAUUUCUAGCCUUAACCUUGACAUUCAGCAUGAGAUGGCCAUUCAUAAACCCACAUCUAUUUCCCAAGCUAUUGGAUUAGCCAAACUUAUUGAGUCAAAAUUAAAGGAAUAA
Vicia villosa (hairy vetch) is the source of this 348-nucleotide messenger RNA. RefSeq lists its product as uncharacterized. Bases 1 to 348 code for a protein of 115 amino acids. The record is from RefSeq and is a predicted model, not a curated record. NCBI's taxonomy places the organism in Eukaryota, Viridiplantae, Streptophyta, Magnoliopsida, Fabales, Fabaceae. The transcript has a single exon.